This is a messenger RNA of Culex quinquefasciatus (southern house mosquito), 1329 nucleotides long. RefSeq lists its product as uncharacterized. The record is from RefSeq and is a predicted model, not a curated record. The transcript is spliced from 3 exons. Bases 751 to 1161 code for a protein of 136 amino acids. NCBI's taxonomy places the organism in Eukaryota, Metazoa, Arthropoda, Insecta, Diptera, Culicidae.
UUGCAUUCGCAGACGUUCGCACGUGGUCGUAGUUUUCGCUCGUUGGUUGUUCUGCGCAUAAUCGCCGCCGCCGCCUGCCUGCAAACAUCGAAAUUCUUAGCCCCCUUAGUCGAGUGAUCUAAAAAUACGCCGGAAUACGGUCACAAUAAAGAAAAGAACGAUUCUUGUGACAAAACAUCACACGUAAUGAACCUGUUUGAGGGAAAAGUUCCAGAAAACGUGCUUAACCUGCCUCAGAUAAUGGAUUAUUUCAUGUAAUUCAAGCGAGCAAUUUGGAUCGAUAACUUUGGGUUGGUGCUUAACAGUGUUACGCUAAUGAGCAUGUGAUAAUUUUCCUGGGCAGUAGGCCGUGGCAGCUGAAAGUCAACGCCAGCUGAGUGUUACAUUGCAUAUUGUGCUGUUCAAAGAAAAUUCAUUCUUCAAAUGACUGAGGGAGAUCAUCGCGCCUACUAUCAACGGGAGAGAUAAGAUUGUGCAGUUUAUACUUUUAAAACAAGCAACAAUAAGUUUCAUGUGAAACUUCGUCACCAUACGAAACAUAAAACGUUUCCUCUUGUGUUAUGAGGUGAGCAACUCGGAGCAGCAGUAGCAGCGAAAAAGGCGAACAUUCACCGCCAAACUGUUCUCGGAAUCUACGCUGGGUUUCAUCAAAUUUGAACAGAAUUGUGCGGGUGAUUGAACAGAGCGCAUCAUCCAAGCACUCGAGUUCCUUCACAUCUAGUCAGCAUCUCCACCAGAAUCUGCAGUACAAUGAGUAAAGUGGUGGAGUGCAUCAAGUGCAUCUGUGGUUGUAACGAGGUCACCAGAGAUCGAAUAAAGGAGCUCCUGAACAAGACAAUUCACGGCUUCUUGAACGACGAAGCUGCCGUCAAUAUGCUGAAAAAGUACAUACCGAAGGAAUCCCUCACUCACAAGCACAUUGCCAUCGUGCAACAGGCUAAACAUUACCAAACGACCGAUGUUGAUAAAUCUUCCGACGAAUGGGAAGAUUUCGUUGAUAGUUUGCUAGAAGAUUUAGCGGAAGAACUGGAGGAUAGUGCGGAUACCAAUGCUGCUCUCGAAAAAGUUGUACUUGAGUAUAGCAGGAGAAUCGACAAAUCUAACGAUUUUAAAAAUUUCAACAGUAAUUUGAGGGACAAAUAUAAGCAGCGAUUUAGGUGAGACUGCUAAGCUUAUUGUAGAUUUAAUGCAGUAGAAAAUAAGUAUUUAUGUUUAAACAUCGAAUCCUUAGUGAUACAAACUACGACAAGUUAUGUAGACGUAAAAUGAGCAACAAUUCAUUUGAAAUGAAUUAAAUACGCUUUUGCUAGGUUAAGUAAAUAUAAAAAG